ACGGCUGCUCAGUCGCACGAGAAACGCCGCACGGAUUAGGCGUGAGAAGCACACUCGAGAGAGGAGAGGAGACGAUCCGCCACAAUGAUGCUUGCCGAGAUGGGGGCUAUGCCCUGGACGCUAAUGCUGCUUAUCGUUGGCGCCGGCCACACGCUGGCCGCCGAGGAUCGAUUUCCGUUGUCCCUGAUACACAUCAACGAUUUCCAUGCCAGAUUCGAGCCAACGGACACCAGCGGCGGCAUCUGUGAUGAGGGCGAGGAGUGCGUCGGUGGCUAUGCGCGCACCGUGCACAUGGUUCGCAGAUUGCUGGAGGAGCAGCGCGAUCAUAAUCCCAUCUAUAUCAAUGCGGGCGACAGCUUUCAGGGCACGCUCUGGUACAAUAUUGGACGCUGGAAUGUUACCCAGGAGUUUCUCAAUAUGCUGCCCGCCGAUGUCAUGACACUGGGCAACCAUGAGUUCGAUCAUGGCGUCGCUGGCGUCGUGCCCUUCCUGAAGACCAUCAACACCAGCAUGCUGGUGGCCAACAUGGACAGCGCCCACGAGCCCACCAUGGAUGGCCUCUACGAGCGUUCGCUGAUCCUGGAGCGCGGCGGCCGCAAGAUCGGACUGAUCGGUGUCAUUUUGGAGACAACAGACACUCUGGCCAACACGGGCAAGCUGAUCUUCCGCAACGAGAGCGACACCAUCCGCGAGGAGGCACGCCUGCUGCAGGAGCAGGGCGCCAACAUCAUCAUUGUCAUUUCGCACUGCGGCUACGAUGUGGACAAGGUGAUCGCCGCGAAUGCGGGCGAUGUCAUCGAUGUCAUUGUUGGCUCCCAUUCGCACACCUUCCUCUACACGGGCGAUCCGCCCGGGCCGGACAAGUCGCGCGGCGACUAUCCCACCGAGGUGAUCCACAGCAGCGGCCAUCGGGUGCUCAUCGUUCAGGCGGGCUGCUAUGCCAAAUAUGUUGGCAAUCUGACGGUCUAUUUCGAUGACCAUGGCGACGUCCUGGACUUCGAGGGUGCACCCCUCUAUAUGGGGCCGGACGUACCGGAGGACAAUGCCGUGCUCCUGGCCCUGGCACCCUGGCAGGCCCAGCUGGCGGAGUCAUCCAAUCGGAUUGUGGGCAGCAGUCGGGUCCCUUUGCAGCAGGCGGAAUGCGCGCGUGGCGAAUGCAAUUUGGGCAAUCUCUACACGGACGCCAUGCUCCAUGCCUUCGUCAAGGAGGCAUCCGCGCAAGCGUCCAAUUGGAGCAACGUGACAGUUGCCCUAACCAGCCAGGGUAACUUUCGUGUGCCCAUACCGGCGGGCGAUAUAAGCUACAAACAGCUGGUGGCCAUGUGUCCGUGGGAGAACCGUUUGUAUGCUCUGAACUUGCGGGGUGAGCAUCUGUGGCAGCUGCUGGAGGAUGCUGUAGCGCCCAUGAACUCGAGUCUAGUGUCGCCCAUAUCCAAGCGCUUUCUGCAGGUCUCCGGAUUGAGGAUAAUCUAUAAUCUAAUGGCUGAGCCGGGCCAGCGGCUGGUCCGUGUACUUGUGCGCUGUGCCGAUUGCGCGAUACCCGAGUACCGGCCAUUGCAGCUGAGUCAGCAUUAUCGGCUGGUGGUCAUGGAAUAUCUGGCGAAUGGUAAAAACGGUUUCUCGCUGAUUAGCGACCACGCCCAAGAGCUUGAAAUGGGCCCCUUUGAUUUGGAUGCUUUGAUGGACUAUAUGAAUGCGAUUGGACCUAUAACUGCGGGUCUAGAGCAGCGAAUACAAUUUGUAACUUAAACAUAAUGCGCUUAUCCAUUUUUUUCAAAUAAACGUUAACUAAAUAUGCCAAAA
Drosophila virilis is the source of this 1803-nucleotide messenger RNA. Lineage: Eukaryota; Metazoa; Arthropoda; Insecta; Diptera; Drosophilidae. The record is from RefSeq and is a predicted model, not a curated record.